UGAUAAUCGAUUGAAUGGCGAAGUAAGAGUCGGAAAUACUCGUGAAAUUUUCCCGCCAAUAUUGUAAUUGUAAAUGAUGGUUGAGGGCUGGUACAUUUUUGUAUUUAAAAAAGCGAUUUAUUUUAUAUCAGUGUUGAACGGUGGUCGAGUUUUUUUCUUGUAGAAUUUACAACUUUUACUUACAAGUUUGUGCAAUCGUACAUGAAAAAAUGUCAGGGUUUGACGAAGGAGAAAUAUUCUACCGUGAUGUAUUUGGUUCAGAAGACAAUGAAGAUGAAAGUCUAACAAGCAGAAUUGCAGCACAGAAGCAGUUCAUGAUGUUUAUACGCGAUUACCACGAAGGCACAUUUGUUUAUCCAUACCGAGAUCAACUUGUGAGGAAUUAUCGUCUUGGUGACUACACUUUGGAGGUUAAUAUACAGGAUUUACGCAACUUUAAUGAAGUGUUAUGUAGUAAACUGCUGAAUCAACCAUCAGAGUACCUGCCUAUGUUUGAAGAAGCUGCAAAAGAAGCAGCAGAUGAAUCAACGCGCCCUCGUCCUGAUGAUGAACAGGAAAUGCAACCCAUACAAGUGACCUUAAAAUCAGAUGCCUUUCCUGAUGGAAUUAGAUAUCUGAAGUCCAAUCAUGUUGCCAAAAUGGUAAAGAUAUCUGGUAUCAUAAUCAGUGUAUCAGCAAUUCGUGCUAAAGCAACAAAUAUAACGCUUCAGUGUCGUGCAUGUCGUACCACAUUACCAAAUGUUGUCCUCAAACCUGGUCUUGAAGGUUAUGUAAUGCCACGAAAAUGUCCAACAGAGCAAGUUGGUCGACCUCCGUGUCCUCUUGAUCCAUUCUUUAUUAUUCCUGAUAAAUGCAAAUGUGUUGAUUACCAAGUACUCAAACUACAGGAGCUUCCUGAUGCUGUUCCAAAGGGGGAGAUGCCACGGCAUAUGCAGCUUUACUGUGAUAGGUACUUGACAGACAAAGUUGUGCCUGGUAAUCGUGUUACUGUCAUGGGUAUUUAUUCCAUCAAGAAGUCAGGAAAACUUAACAAAAAGGACAAUCGUGAGAAUGUUGGUGUUGGUUUAAGACGACCAUAUUUGCGUGUAGUUGGUAUUUGCGUUGAUACAGAUGGUCCGGGAAGAAGCAAUGAGAAUUUGAUUAAUAUGGAAGAAGAGGAAGAAUUUCGACGUGUUGCAGCCAUGCCAGAUGUGUAUGAUGUCAUUGCAAGAAGCAUCGCCCCUUCCAUAUAUGGUAGUGAAAAUAUGAAAAAAGCCAUUGCUUGUCUUCUUUUUGGCGGUUCUAGGAAAAGAUUACCUGAUGGUCUAACAAGAAGAGGCGACAUCAAUGUUCUGUUGCUUGGUGAUCCUGGUACCGCAAAGAGUCAGUUGCUGAAGUUUGUUGAGAAAGUUUCUCCCAUUGGUGUUUAUACCUCCGGCAAAGGAAGUAGUGCUGCAGGAUUGACUGCAUCCGUCACUCGUGACCCGUUGUCGAGAAAUUUCAUCAUGGGGGGUGCUAUGGUAUUGGCUGAUGGUGGAGUCGUCUGCAUUGACGAGUUUGAUAAGAUGAGACAAGAUGACCGCGUAGCUAUACACGAAGCGAUGGAACAACAAACCAUUUCAAUUGCUAAGGCGGGUAUAACGACAACACUGAACACAAGAUGCUCAGUUCUAGCUGCCGCCAACUCUGUUUUUGGGCGAUGGGAUGAAACGAAAGGAGAAGAGAAUAUUGAUUUUAUGCCGACGAUUUUGUCACGUUUUGAUAUGAUAUUCAUCGUUAAAGAUAUCCAUGACCAAGGAAAGGACAUGCGACUGGCAAAACAUGUUAUGGCAGUACAUACAAAUGCAGCACGGACAACUCAAGUCCAAGAAGGAGAAUUAACUUUGAACUUUCUUAAAAAGUACAUUGCAUAUUGCAAACGUAAAUGUGGUCCACGAAUAUCUGACGCGGCUGCGGAAAAAUUGAAGAAUCGUUACAUACUCAUGCGCAGUGGUGCCAAAGAACACGAGAGUGAUACUAAUAAGAGAAUAAAUAUUCCUAUUACUGUAAGACAGCUCGAAGCUAUUAUUCGAAUGUCAGAAUCACUUGCAAAAAUGAGACUGGCCCCAUUUGCGACGGAAAGCGAUGUUGACGAAGCACUUCGCUUGUUUCAGGUUUCCACUCUUGACGCGGCCAUGUCAGGAAGUCUUGCAGGUGCAGACGGAUUUACACCUCAACAUGAUGUAGAAGAGAUUCGACAGAUUGAAACACAGUUAAAGCGAAGAUUUCCAAUCGGAGCACAGGUCUCGGAAAAGAGAAUAAUUCAGGAUUUUUUAAAACAGAAAUAUUCUGAGAGAUCGAUCAUCACCGUACUACAAAUUAUGGUAAGACGGGGUGAAAUGGCACAUCGUUUUCAAAGAAAGGUUUUAUAUAGAGUACGUUAAUUUAUAACUGAAAUAAAUGAUGGAGGUAAAA
This is a messenger RNA of Xenia sp. Carnegie-2017, 2433 nucleotides long. Its product is annotated as DNA replication licensing factor mcm5-A-like. Gene Ontology annotation, cellular component: nucleus; MCM complex. Gene Ontology annotation, biological process: DNA replication; double-strand break repair via break-induced replication; DNA replication initiation. The record is from RefSeq and is a predicted model, not a curated record. Gene Ontology annotation, molecular function: single-stranded DNA helicase activity; DNA replication origin binding; single-stranded DNA binding. Lineage: Eukaryota; Metazoa; Cnidaria; Anthozoa; Malacalcyonacea; Xeniidae.